UUCAAAGUUGAAGACUCGCCCUUGGAGCCCGAGCUGGCCAGCUCGAAGAGAAAGCCUCGGGCUGAAGAUGCUGACCGGAGACCCGGGCCCGCAGGACGGCUCCUGGAGCGAGUUCGUCCCUUUCUUCUUGGGUCUUAGCGCCGCCUUCUACCUGGGCUACUACUGGGCAUGUGUGCCCCAGAAGCCUCGGCUGGUGGCAGGGCCCCAGUUCCGGGCCUUCCUGAAGGAGCACUGCCCUAUUAUUAUGGAAACAUUCUACCCUACGCCCUGGUGUUUCGAAGGGAGGCUUCAAACUGUCCUCAGAGUCUUUGUGCAGUCUCGGCCCCCUGUCUCCUACCGGAGUGAGGUGCUCCAGACACCUGAUGGGGGACAACUGCUGCUAGAUUGGGCCAAAGAACCUGAGAAUAGUCAAUACCCUGACCCUGCCAACCGGCCCACUGUGUUACUGCUCCCAGGCAUCACAGGCAGCAGCCAGGAGACCUAUAUCCUUCACCUAGUAUACCAAGCCACUCUAGAUGGCUACAGGACCGUGGUGUUUAAUAACCGGGGCUGCCGUGGGGAAGAGCUGCUGACCCACAGGGCCUUUUGCGCUGGUAACACAGAGGACCUGGAGAUAGUUGUGAAUCACAUAAAGCACCAGUAUCCACAGUCCCCACUGCUGGCUGUAGGAAUCUCACUAGGAGGGGUCCUGGUGCUGAACCACCUGGCACAGACAGGUAAAGCAGCAGGGCUGGUGGCAGCACUGACCCUGUCUGCAUGCUGGGAUUCCUUUGAAACCACUCGCUCUCUGGAGACACCACUCAAUGCACUGCUCUUCAACCAGCACCUCACAGCAGCACUCUGCCGAUUUGUGGGACGACAUAGGAAGGUGAUCGAGGAGAAACUGGAUGUGGACUAUGUGCUUAAGGCCCGUACAAUCCGCCAGUUUGAUGAGCGCUACACCACAUUAGCCUUUGGCUAUAAAGACUGUGAUACCUACUACCACUCAGCAAGCCCUGGAGCGAAGGUGGAUGCUAUCUGUGUCCCUGUGCUCUGUCUCAAUGCAGCAGAUGACCCAUUUUCCCCUCCCCAAGCUUUCCCACUACAGGCUGCUACACACUUGCCACAUGUUGCACUGCUGAUUACUUCCCGGGGCGGCCACAUCGGCUUCCUGGAGGGGCUGAUCCCAUGGCAGUACUGUUACAUGAGCCGCCUCUUUCAUCAGUAUGCUGCCGCUGUCUUCCAGCAUGCAGGGGAACUGCAGGCCCUCAGCGAAACCCCACCUUCCAAGGAAGGCCAAGGGCUGACAGACUCCUAGGAGAAGAGCCAUAGAUCUCAGCUCAGCUUCCCCUCAUUUAUUAAAUCUUAACUUUUACUUGUCUGACUCAUUGAGGUCCCUUCUCCUCCCCUCAUGGCUAGGGAUGGUCCAAACUUACUGCAGUGAUAGCCAGAUUGGCUAGUUAUAGGCCAGAUAUCUGCCUUUUUGCUCUGGACACUAGAAAUGCAUUCUCCCCCUUAUUAACCAUUUUCUGUAAACGUCUACAUCUCUUGUUUGUAUUAACUGUUUGGUUUGGCUGGAUUUCCUUCACAUGGAGAGACUCUAGGUAAUGGCCAAUGCUAUCAGAGACUGGAAACCAACCAGAUUGUUUGGGAUAAGACCAUGCCCCUUCUGAUAAAACCCCAGAACUUUACUGCCCUAGUAUGAAGGUGAUAACAUGCCUUUCAUAACUAAGAGGACUGACAAAACUCAGGAGGGCUGGGUAUGCUGACCAAGGGCAGUCUUUCCAAAGACUGUUGACUCCCCUUUUCACCCUCUUACUCCUAUGAGUGUGGGCUCACUUGAGGUCCUAGAGACAAACCUGGCUAUUUCCUUCCCCUGCUGCCCAUUCCUGCAAGCUCAUGCUUGUUUCAUUUUAGGCCUUACAUCUCCCCUGUGUGAAUGGAAAUUUAACAUAAUAAAAAACCUAUUGUUGAGGCA
This is a messenger RNA of Antechinus flavipes (yellow-footed antechinus), 1957 nucleotides long. It is a transcript of the gene ABHD1, whose product is annotated as abhydrolase domain containing 1. The record is from RefSeq and is a predicted model, not a curated record. Gene Ontology annotation, molecular function: acetylesterase activity; monoacylglycerol lipase activity. The transcript has 9 exons. NCBI's taxonomy places the organism in Eukaryota, Metazoa, Chordata, Mammalia, Dasyuromorphia, Dasyuridae. Bases 68 to 1297 code for a protein of 409 amino acids. Gene Ontology annotation, biological process: medium-chain fatty acid catabolic process; medium-chain fatty acid biosynthetic process.